AUGGAUAGUGAUAAGGUAUUCCAAUUGCAAUCUGCCUGCAUGGACAAUGAUUUGAAGAAAGUACAGGAAUUUUUAGAGCAAUCACCACAGGAUGUGACUAAGGUGGAUUUAGAUGGAAGAACUGGUUUACAUUGGGCUGUAUCGUUCCAAUAUGAACCCAUUGUGCGUUUGUUGCUUGACAACAUGAAGGGAAUUGAUAUAGAUCAGUUAAGUGAUAAUUCUGGUUGGACUCCCUUCCAUAUUGCUUGUUCUGUUGGGAACUUGAAUAUUGUAAAAAUGUUGUAUGAGAGAGAUGUUGCUCCAGAUUUGGGUUUACCUACAGCUCAAGGAGUCACCGCUUUACACUUAGCUGUUUCCAAGAAGCAUAACGACGUUGUGAAGUUUCUUUUGGAUAAUGGUGCCUCUGUUAGGGUGAAGGAUAAAAAAUUACAGUUACCUCUACAUAGAGCUGUUUCAGUUGGGUCAAUGGCUUUAGUUGAAUUGCUCUGUGAUAAGAAUAGUCCUGUGAAUGCAAAGGAUUUCCAAGGUUGGACUCCUCUACACCAUGCAUUGGCUGAAGGCCAUGCUGAUAUUGCUGUGUUGUUGGUUAAUAAAUAUAAUGCUGACUAUCAAAUUGAAGACCCUUCAGGUCUCAAACCUGUAGAUGUAGCUGCAAACGAGAACGUCAAGACAUAUUUUUUGGCAAAUAUCUAA
Messenger RNA from Vanderwaltozyma polyspora DSM 70294, 693 nucleotides. It is a transcript of the gene NAS6, whose product is annotated as Nas6p. NCBI's taxonomy places the organism in Eukaryota, Fungi, Ascomycota, Saccharomycetes, Saccharomycetales, Saccharomycetaceae. The transcript has a single exon. The coding region runs from base 1 to 693 and encodes 230 amino acids. The record is from RefSeq and is a predicted model, not a curated record. Gene Ontology annotation, molecular function: protein binding.